This is a messenger RNA of Syngnathus acus (greater pipefish), 1619 nucleotides long. RefSeq names its product SMAD family member 3b (gene smad3b). Gene Ontology annotation, molecular function: RNA polymerase II cis-regulatory region sequence-specific DNA binding; I-SMAD binding; DNA-binding transcription factor activity, RNA polymerase II-specific. The transcript is spliced from 9 exons. The record is from RefSeq and is a predicted model, not a curated record. The coding region runs from base 224 to 1501 and encodes 425 amino acids. Lineage: Eukaryota; Metazoa; Chordata; Actinopteri; Syngnathiformes; Syngnathidae. Gene Ontology annotation, cellular component: heteromeric SMAD protein complex. Gene Ontology annotation, biological process: anatomical structure morphogenesis; regulation of transcription by RNA polymerase II; transforming growth factor beta receptor signaling pathway.
GGGCAGACGGGCGGAUGUUCUGCUCCUCUCUGACCGACACUCCGUCAACUUGAGCGGACAGAGACGCGAGCGUGAGCCCCUCCCGGCUACCGGCCAUCCGUGUGCCUGGGAAGUCCAGUCUCGCAGACCCUGUAGCUGACUGGCUGGAAAAAAAGCUGGAGGUGUUUUGUCUGGAUCGGAAACUUGAAAUUAAAUCAGUGUUAAUUAAUUGCGACAUUUAAAAAUGUCCAUAUUACCGUUCACGCCUCCCAUAGUGAAGAGGCUUCUCGGUUGGAAGAAGGGGGAGCAGAACGGCCAAGAGGAGAAAUGGUGCGAAAAGGCGGUGAAAAGUCUGGUGAAGAAGUUGAAAAAGACCGGACAGUUGGACGAGUUGGAAAAGGCCAUCACGACGCAGAAUGUCAACACCAAAUGUUUAACCAUACCAAGAUCAUUAGACGGCCGACUCCAGGUGUCGCACCGAAAAGGUCUCCCUCACGUGAUCUACUGUCGCCUGUGGCGCUGGCCCGACCUGCAGUCCCACCACGAGCUGCGGGCCAUUGACCAAUGUGAAUACGCCUUCCAUGUAAAGAAAGACGAAGUGUGCGUGAACCCCUAUCACUACCAGCGGGUUGAGACGCCAAUUUUGCCACCUGUUCUAGUUCCACGCCAUACUGACAUCCCAGCAGAGUUCCCGCCGCUGGAUGACUACAGUCCCUCCAUCCCUGAGAACACAAACUUCCCUGCUGGCAUUGAACCACAGAGUAACUACAUACCUGAAACUCCCCCACCCGGGUACCUGAGUGAAGAUGGCGAGACGAGUGAUCACCAACUUAACCACAGCAUGGACACAAGUUCACCCAGCCUCUCGCCCAAUCCUGUGUCACCUACAAACAAUAAUUUUGACCUGCAGCCCGUGACGUACUGCGAGUCCGCCUUCUGGUGCUCCAUCUCCUACUAUGAGCUCAACCAGCGUGUGGGAGAGACCUUCCACGCCUCCCAGCCCUCCCUCACGGUCGACGGCUUCACCGACCCGUCCAACUCGGAGCGCUUCUGUCUCGGCCUGUUGUCCAACGUUAACCGCAAUUCCACCGUGGAGGUCACACGCAGACACAUAGGCCGGGGCGUCAGGUUGUACUACAUCGGCGGGGAAGUGUUUGCUGAGUGUCUCAGCGACAGCGCCAUCUUUGUCCAGAGUCCAAAUUGCAACCAGCGCUACGGAUGGCAUCCCGCAACUGUCUGCAAGAUCCCUCCAGGUUGCAACUUAAAGAUCUUCAACAACCAGGAGUUUGCCGCUCUCCUUGCUCAGUCGGUCAAUCAGGGCUUCGAGGCGGUUUACCAGCUCACCAGGAUGUGCACCAUUCGCAUGAGUUUCGUCAAAGGAUGGGGCGCCGAGUACAGACGUCAGACGGUGACCAGCACCCCCUGCUGGAUAGAGCUGCAUCUGAACGGCCCUUUGCAGUGGCUGGACAAGGUUCUCACACAGAUGGGUUCUCCCAGCAUCCACUGCUCCAGCGUGUCUUAAGAGGCAGCCACGAGACCACGCCGGUUUUUCGUUCUCUCGGUGCAGAGAAGGAAAGAGACGGUAUUCAUCGGAUCGGCCUCCCUUGCUGUCACUUUUAACUUCACACACACACACACAC